Molecule: messenger RNA, 792 nt
Organism: Emiliania huxleyi CCMP1516
Lineage: Eukaryota; Haptophyta; Isochrysidales; Noelaerhabdaceae
Exons: 3
Coding region: 1-792 (263 amino acids)
Source: RefSeq, a predicted model, not a curated record
AUGGAGACCCUCGGGUCGGUGGAAAAGGACCCAGGCGCGUCCGCCUCGACCCGCACCGCUGAGGCGCCAGCAGUUGCGGCGCGGCAGACUCGCGCCAAUUCGGCGCAGAUCGCCUUGGAGCCCACCGCGCUCUCAAAUCGCCUCGAGACAAUGCUCCUCGGCAACCAUCCCGUCCCUGCACCUUCCAACGAGGUGAGCGUCGCCAGCGAGGUGUCCAACGGCAUCAUUAUCGUCGCGAAAGCUGCCGUCGACGCGCUGCUCUUUUCGUCGCCGCAGCGCGCUGCGCUGAUGGCUCUCGGGCUGCGGGACCUCAAACCGGCUGCGCUGGCGUAUCUCGUGUGGGACCUCCGCGGUGUGCUGGCGGCCGCGCGCCACGACCAGGCGGUCGCGUACGGCAAGCGGCUCCAGACGCACGCGGCCGGCGUCGAGAGGGAGCUACUCAAGUGCAAGCGGCGCAAGGCAGACGGCGCGGAGGAGGCGCUUCUCGCCGUGCCGGACGCGCUGCAGGACUCGGCGGACAGGGACCUCGCGCAGCGCGACGACGAGCUGGGAGCCAAGUUUAGGGAGUUUAUGGCAAGCAGCAACCCAAUGGACCAGCAGAUUGCAGCCACCUUAGGGGCGGCGUUGCUUGGACCUGUUCGACAUAGUUUAGAGGCACGCGCGAAGGGGAGCUCGAAGAUGCGUUUCGUGAGAUCGACUCGCUGCGCGAGGCGCUUGCGGCGUCUCGACGUGCUUGGCCUCACGUCGGAGGCGGGCGCGCGUAGGCUCCAAGGCGCCCGACUCAAAAACUAA